GACAGACUAAUGUUGCAAUGCAUUGCAAUUCAUAAUUUAUGAGUGUUAUCUAGUGCUUUGUGUACACCUAAGCAAUAGAAGAGAGGCUGAAUGAAUGUAAAUACAUAGUGUUGAACUAACGCGAUGCUUGAUUGUUGUUAAAUGGCAGAUGGGAAUGUAAAGUAAGUACUGCAAAGUCAAAUAUCAGUGGUGGUGAUUGGUUGUUUCCUUUACCACAUACAUAAUAGAGGAUGGCAGAGUGGGGAGAGCUCUGGUUCUGGGAGAGCACACAUCUCAGGUAGAGACAGUAUAAGAAAAAGUAUGACAAGGGUAAUGAGUCCAUGAGUCCAAGUCUAAACCAAACAAUGCAUGAGUCUGGGGUGUAUGCUCUGUGUCUGUGGAGCAUUACGGCUCUGACGCGCCGCACAGAAAAUACAAAAUAAAAACUCAGAAAAUCCUGUCAAUUUCAAAACACACUGCAGAAAAGGCUUAUCUUACUUUUGUCUUGUUUCUAGUGAAAAUAUCUAACAAUUGUUAAAUUAAGAUGCAUUUACUAGAUAAGCAAAAUGACAUAAGAUAUUUAGUCAUGUUUUCUGGCGAAAAAACCUAAAGUGCAAACUACUAUAAAGGCAUAUGAAAUUACUUCUUUUCCCCAGUUUGAGAGCUGCCACUUUGGAAGUAUUACACCAGUUAUGUGGCACAGUUGAUCAUGUAUAUACAGUAAAAGAGUAAGCUGAGGUGUAUUAUAGGUUAAGCCGGGAGGUUUAUCUUCAUAAAAAAUACAGAGACGCUUCUAUACAGUACAUGAUACAUAAUAUGAUGUAUUAUGUGCAAUCGUUUCUUUAUUUUAGAGGAUAGCGAUUUUCUGGUCAUUGGUAAUAGACUCAUGACAGUCCUGCCUUGUUAACUGCUGAACCUUUGACCGUGUUUGUGAGCACAUGCUUUUCACCUGAAAAUUGUGAUGUGUGGCAAGUCAGCUACAACAGUAUGCAACUGUGUUAUUUCACUGCAGCAUUUUUCAGUUCUAAACUUCAGAAUAUGCUACAUUUGAGAAUAUUAAAACAAAUAAACUCUGUGAGCAACCUGAUUUCCUUAAGGACUGUGAGCACUCAGAAGAGGACAUGCCCUUUGCUUUCUGUGCAGCCCAUUCGAGGACUGGUGGAUGAGAAGUUUCAGAUUGACGUAAUGAAUUUACCACCAAAUCAAAAGGUCACGUUACAUUCACUACAUCAGUCAGAAGACAAGGACUUCUGGGAGGCAUUUGGACACUAUGUCAGUGAUAAACAUGGAUCAGUGAGAGGGGUUAAAGAUGAAAGUUUUGGAGGUACUUAUGAAGGUAUAGAGCCAAUGGGGUUGAUAUGGAGCAUGAGGCCCAUACCAGGAAGUCAACAUGGACUAAGGUUACGUAAGAGGGACAUUUUCAUACCUAUGGUAGUUCACAUUUCUGUAUACAGUGGGCAUCUAUCUCAAGGCUUCAGCCAGCAAACACCACUGGCAACCAGUGUCAUUGAGCGCUGGUACAUAGCACCGGGUGUGAAGAGGGUGAGCAUCAAGGAGAAAGAAAUACGAGGAACAUUAUUCCUGCCUCCAGGCACCGGACCAUACCCAGGAGUGCUGGACCUGUGGGGAUCAGGUGGUAGUUUGAUUGAGUAUCGAUCUUCCCUGCUCGCAUCUCAUGGCUUUGCAUCUAUGGUACUUGAAUAUUUAACUCCAAAUAAUCUGAGACUGGAAGACACUGAUGCCUCCUACUUUGAGAAAGCAUACCAGAUACUGCAGAGUCAUCCAAUGGUACAGAAGGAUCGUUUGGCUGUGCUUGGGACAAGCCUGGGAGGUAUUAUUACACUCAGUAUGGUGGCCUCCUCCAAAGUCAUUAAGCCCCAGUGUUGUGUGUGCAUUAGCGGAGGUCAUCUGAUGCAUUUUGAUAAAUCCCUCUCAGAAUUCUAUGCGAAGAUGGAAAAAAAUGCAGAUAAGCUACGUGUGAAUGAGUACAACCAGGUUAUCUACCGCGAUCUGAUCUUCUCAGUUUCCCGUCAAAGUUUCAAAGUUGAUGUUGGGAGAAUAAAGUGUCCACUUUUGUUGGUGAAUGGUGAUGAUGAUCAAAUGGUUCCUGCAGUAGAAACUGCUGAAGAUAUGGAGAUGAUGAUGGUAAAAGCAGGAAAUCGGCACUUGUUGAAAAUCCUGACGUAUACUGAUGCAGGUCAUCUGAUUGAACCUCCAUACUCACCUCACUUCCGUGCAACUAACUUUUACCAACCGUGGACAAAGAAGAGAGUUGUCAUGCUAUGGGGUGGACAGACUAAAUCACACGCAUACGCACAAGAGGAUGCAUGGAAGAAGAUAUUAGCAUUUCUGUGGCAGCACCUUUCAGCACCGGUGGCUUCAUUUUAAGUGUCACCCAUUUAUUAAAUGUAACAGUUUUCAGUCUAAGUUGUUCUCAAAUGAUGCACUAAUUAUGUGUUUAUGGUACUGUUUCCAUAUCACCAAAUAUUUAAUCUAUCUAAGACCUCAACAACUAUUUGUUAAAACUGAUAAUGAAAAUAACUGCAUAUGAAUUUGAUGAUCUAUUAAUUGCAUCUGAUUAUGGAUUAAUUGCACAGAAAACAUCCACCAGUUUUUUAAGUUUUUCAAAUAUAAACUAGUGGGGUUUUUUUUAAUUUGUUAAAUCAAUAUUUUUAAAACUUUGCGUUGUCUCUGUCACAAUAAAAAUGAUUUCAUAUGUUAA
This is a messenger RNA of Labeo rohita (rohu), 2701 nucleotides long. Its product is annotated as bile acid-CoA:amino acid N-acyltransferase. The transcript has 11 exons. Gene Ontology annotation, molecular function: fatty acyl-CoA hydrolase activity. The record is from RefSeq and is a predicted model, not a curated record. Gene Ontology annotation, biological process: fatty acid metabolic process; acyl-CoA metabolic process. NCBI's taxonomy places the organism in Eukaryota, Metazoa, Chordata, Actinopteri, Cypriniformes, Cyprinidae. The coding region runs from base 967 to 2367 and encodes 466 amino acids.